AUGAAGCUCGACCCCUCUGCGACGGGUCUGUCGCUCGUCGCAGAGGUCGCAGCGUUCCUCGUGCGACUAGACGACGCUGAUUUUGCGUCGUCAUCUUCGUCGUCGUCGUCGCAGGCUUCGAAGAGCUCUGACAACGAUCAUGACGGCGACGCGGCGCGGUUAGAAGUCACGCGGGAAGUGCGCGAGCAGCUCGAGGCCGCGUGGAAUCUCAGCCCCAGCGACGCCGGGCGCGGCGCCAGGCGGAAACUUGUCAAGGGACGGCGGUUUUUGUCCGCUUCUGCGACGAAGCUGCCAACAGGGGUGGUGGCGGAGGUGGAAACCGAUGUGGGCGGAAGCGUGGCGGAAAUGGAUCCUGCAGCGCGGAAGCGGGCGAUGCGGAGGAGGUUGCGCGCAGCCGCGCUCGCGAUGGGCUUGCGGAUGAGCGGAAACGCGCUGGGAAUGGUGGAAUAUGGGCAGGCGGAAGCGGAAGGGGAAGUGGCAGAGGCGGAAGCCGCUUCAGCUUCCCCGCGCGUGCAGGGAAGUGGCGGAGCGAGAAGAGGUUCCGCGGGAUGGGGAGCGGCUAAGGGGAUCACGAUGAGCGAGGAGGAGGUGUAUGCACUGAUUCGUGACUAUGGCGGGGGUGAUACAGCGAUGAACGAGCUUGAAGAGCGAGCUAAGAUCGGUGCGACCUCAGCCAGGCCUGGGGACUCUGAUUCAGAGGCAGCAACCUCAGUUGCUCGUGAGGUGACUGCAGAGGGGGAAGCAGAUGGGGAAGCAGAAGCAGAUGGGGAAGCAGAAGCAGAUGGGGAAGCAGAAGCAGAUGGGGAAGCAGAAGCAGAUGGGGAAGCAGAAGCAGAUGGGGAAGCAGAAGCAGAUGGGGAAGCAGAAGCAGAUGGGGAAGCAGAAGCAGAUGGGGAAGCAGAAGCAGAUGGGGAAGCAGAAGCAGAUGGGGAAGCAGAAGCAGAUGGGGAAGCAGAAGCAGAUGGGGAAGCAGAAGCAGAUGGGGAAGCAGAAGCAGAUGGGGAAGCAGAAGCAGAUGGGGAAGCAGAAGCAGAUGGGGAAGCAGAAGCAGAUGGGGAAGCAGAAGCAGAUGGGGAAGCAGAAGCAGAUGGGGAAGCAGAAGCAGAUGGGGAAGCAGAAGCAGAUGGGGAAGCAGAAGCAGAUGGGGAAGCAGAAGCAGAUGGGGAAGCAGAAGCAGAUGGGGAAGCAGAAGCAGAUGGGGAAGCAGAAGCAGAUGGGGAAGCAGAAGCAGAUGGGGAAGCAGAAGCAGAUGGGGAAGCAGAAGCAGAUGGGGAAGCAGAAGCAGAUGGGGAAGCAGAAGCAGAUGGGGAAGCAGAAGCAGAUGGGGAAGCAGAAGCAGAUGGGGAAGCAGAAGCAGAUGGGGAAGCAGAAGCAGAUGGGGAAGCAGAAGCAGAUGGGGAAGCAGAAGCAGAUGGGGAAGCAGAAGCAGAUGGGGAAGCAGAAGCAGAUGGGGAAGCAGAAGCAGAUGGGGAAGCAGAAGCAGAUGGGGAAGCAGAAGCAGAUGGGGAAGCAGAAGCAGAUGGGGAAGCAGAAGCAGAUGGGGAAGCAGAAGCAGAUGGGGAAGCAGAAGCAGAUGGGGAAGCAGAAGCAGAUGGGGAAGCAGAAGCAGAUGGGGAAGCAGAAGCAGAUGGGGAAGCAGAAGCAGAUGGGGAAGCAGAAGCAGAUGGGGAAGCAGAAGCAGAUGGGGAAGCAGAAGCAGAUGGGGAAGCAGAAGCAGAUGGGGAAGCAGAAGCAGAUGGGGAAGCAGAAGCAGAUGGGGAAGCAGAAGCAGAUGGGGAAGCAGAAGCAGAUGGGGAAGCAGAAGCAGAUGGGGAAGCAGAAGCAGAUGGGGAAGCAGAAGCAGAUGGGGAAGCAGAAGCAGAUGGGGAAGCAAGCAUUGCACGUGCGGAACAGAAGCAGGAGAAGCGGCAUGUGCUGUCGCAUGCGGAGUGGGCAGCUCUCUGCCAUCUGACUCCCAAGCAGCUGCACCGACAACUGCUGGCAGCCCAGGCUGCACGAACCAAGCUCGUUCUGGUGAGUGCUGCAGAAUGGGAAUGGAGGGAUUUCACCCACCCCUCUUCCACAAUCCGCCAUCAGCAGAAUCUGCGUCUCGUGCUCUCAGUCGCCCACUCCUUCCGCCUCUCCACGGACCACCAGAGCCGACUUCAUAGGACUCACAACCUUCGUCUCGUGCUCUCCAUCGCCCACUCCUUCCGCCUCACCACGGGAGCCGACUUCAUCGCUGUCUGCCAGCGCGGCCUAGAGGGGCUCACCACAGCUGCCCGCCGCUUUGACCCCGCCAGAAAGCUGCGCUUCUCCACCUUCGCCACGCAUGCUGUCAGGACAGCGAUUAUCCGUGCCAUCCCCUCGACCCAGUUUGUCCGCAUGCCGGCUAGGAGCUCCAUGACUCUCAUUUCGGUGCGUAAGGCAAGAGCAACAGUGGAGAACCGGCUGGGCCGUAAGGCCACUGUAGCAGAGGUGGCAGCAGAGGCCGGCCUCUCUGCCGCCCAGUGCCGUGCCGCCCUUGCCGCCCCUCUCGUCACCCGCCCCGUCUCCCUGCACGCCGCGUCGCGGGUCACAGGGCUUGCACUGGAGGACACUAUAGCGAGUACGGAUGGUGGUGAGGGUGGCUUGGUUGCCACAGGCCCUGCCACUACCAGUGCUACUCUUUCUGCAUCAACUGCUGCUGCAACUGCUGCUGGUGUUGGUGCUGCUGGUGCUGCUGCAACCGCUGCAACUGCUGCUGUUGGUGGUGCCAGUGGUGAUGGCGGUGUGGGGAGCAGCAUGAGUGCACAGGGAGGCGCGCUAGGGCACACACGAGCAGCCCUUGUUGCCGUGCUUGACACGCUACACCCGCACGAGGCCACCGUGCUGAGGUGGCGCUUCGGGCUGGGCGGCAAGGACGGCGAGGGCGUGGGGGAGGUGUUAACCCUUCGGCAGAUAGCAGCCAAGAUGGGUCUGUCAUAUGAGAUGGUUCGGCGGUACGAGGCACGGGGACUGCUGAAGCUGCAGGUGCCGGCACGAGCCCAGGCGCUGCAGGAGAGUCUUCAGGGGGAUUUGUGA
Molecule: messenger RNA, 3042 nt
Organism: Closterium sp. Naga37s-1
Lineage: Eukaryota; Viridiplantae; Streptophyta; Zygnematophyceae; Desmidiales; Closteriaceae
Source: the annotation of a GenBank genome assembly